CGCUGUACAUAUUUCUGCUGUUUUCACAGUACAUACCCAUUUCUUUUUUUUUUUCUCACUGCUCCUCACUUCCUCCAUCAUCUCCUUUUUCGCACACACAUCGUACGAGGUCCACCAGCGGCGACAAACCCCAUCUUACUACUGCCGUCAUGACGACCGCAAUCGCCAAAUAUGCCGCCCAGAAGAUGCUGUCCAAGGAGAUGGACAAGUACAAGAGCAAAAAAGUCGAAGGCCCCUACGACCCUUACUAUGAGGAGAUUCCCCACCCCCGUAAGCCUGGAAAGUUCAAGAAGGUCAAGAAGCAAAUUCCUACCUACAUUCCCCAAGGCGACGCCAAAAUCCUAGCCAAAGCAAGAAAGUCCGCCUAUCGCCUCGACUUUGCCCUCUUCAACUUCAUGGGUAUCCGCUUUGGCUGGUCGUCCGUCGUCGGUAUUGCGCCCGUCGUCGGUGAUGCAACCGCAGCGCUGAUGUCCUUGAAUUUGAUCCGCCUCAUGUGCAAUGUCGAGGGUGGCUUGCCCUGGCAGACCAUCAUUCACAUGUUCAUAUACAUGGCCAUCGACUUCGGUAUGGGUCUCGUCCCUGUCCUGGGUGAUCUCGCGGAUGCCGCGUACAAGUGUAACGGCAAAAAUGUGCGUUUACUAGAGAAACACCUCGACAAGAGAUAUAAGCCUAGCGAACUCGUGGAGCGAGAUGAAGAAUACGAAAGGAGGACUAAGAGGAAAUCCGUCCCGCCCGCUACCGUAUACGAGGACUUCUCCGACGAAGAAGAAGAACGCCGCGCUGCCUUUGAUGAUCGCUACGACGAUGUCCGCAGACCUGCUCGCGCGCAUUCUGGUCAAAGGGAGAGGAUCCCCGAUGAAGAAAUGGGUCUUCCCCGCCAUGGGACCCACAAGUCGCAAAAGCCCAGACGCGAUGAUACCAGGAGGAGUCGCAGGUGA
This is a messenger RNA of Periconia digitata, 938 nucleotides long. Lineage: Eukaryota; Fungi; Ascomycota; Dothideomycetes; Pleosporales; Periconiaceae. The record is from the annotation of a GenBank genome assembly.